AUGACGGGCUCUCCCCACCUGAAAGACGGCAACACCAAACAGCACCCCUACUCUCAGUUCUGGGAGUCUUCAGGCAGGGGAAGUCAUAUUUGGCAGGCCCCGACGUCCCCGUUGGAGCGCAGAACACCUGCUGUCCUAGCCGCACUCCUGCCUGCUGUCGUUUCCGCGGUCAUCACGCCUCCGGGUCAGACGAGAAAGCCGCGCAUCCGUGAGAAAGGCCGCCAGGCCCGAGGUGCGUCCCAGGUUCUCUCUGCUGCCAAGGGGAAAGCACUCCCUUCCUCUCCACCUCUUCCUUUGGGAGCCACUGUGCACGGAAAGCCUGCUGCUGGGUCACGUAGCCCCGGCAAGGGGCCUUGGAGAGCCCGAUCGACCAUCGCCACGUCCGCGGCUGUUUCUCGCACAAGAUCAUCCCAAGGCGCCAACUGCACAAUGGAGAAGAAGCAACGUUCCCCCUGGGCCCCACCUUCCAGAGUGCAGUCUCCACGAGCUCCUCUAAGCAAGAUGACCGGUAUGUUGGUGCUCGUCCUGAUGCAGAUGUACAAAAUGAAAAGGCCGGCUAGGAAAGCAGAUAUGAUGAAGAUUGUCGGGAAAAAGUACAAAAAUCGCUUCCUCGAGAUCCACCAAAGAGCAUCUUUCAGCAUGGAGGUGGUAUAUGGCACUGACCUAAAGGAAGUUGAUUCUCCACAUCAUUCCUAUAUGCUCGUCAGCAAAAUGGAUCUCCCCAACAAUGGGCGGGCUAGCGGAGCCAGCAGAUUCCCCAAGACCGGUCUCCUGAUGAAUCUCCUGGGCCUGAUCUUCAUGAACGGCGACUGCGCCACUGAGGAGGCGAUGUGGGAAUUUCUGAAUAAGAUGAGGGUGUACGCCGGAAAGAGGCACUUGAUCUUUGGGGAGCCCAAGACGCUCAUCACCCAAGGUUUGGUGAAGCUUAAGUACCAGGUGCCCCACAGUGAUCCAGCACACUAUGAGUUCCUGUGGGGUCCGAGAGCCCACGCUGAGACCAGCAAGAUGAGGGUCCUGGAGUUUUUCGCCAAGAUCAAUCAUACGGUCCCCCGUGCCUUCGCAUCCUGGUACGAAGAGGCUUUGCGCGAUGAG
This is a messenger RNA of Pteropus alecto (black flying fox), 1092 nucleotides long. Its product is annotated as melanoma-associated antigen B3-like. The annotation marks the transcript as partial. Gene Ontology annotation, biological process: negative regulation of transcription by RNA polymerase II. Lineage: Eukaryota; Metazoa; Chordata; Mammalia; Chiroptera; Pteropodidae. The transcript has 2 exons. The record is from RefSeq and is a predicted model, not a curated record. Gene Ontology annotation, cellular component: nucleus.